CGACACGACGGCCACCACGCACCCAACUUCUCCAGCCACAGCUCAUGCCGCCGUCGCCAGCGGCGCCGACAUGACAAGGCGCUGCAUGCUCGCUAGGCCAGGUUUCCCCUCAUCCCCAGCCCCAGGGUCGUCGCCCCCGCGCUGCCAUCUGAGACCCGGUAGUACCGCCCCUGCUGCAGCGGGAAAGAGAACAGAGAGUCCUGGGGACAGGAAACAAUCAAUUGUGGAUUUCUUCAAACCAGCUUCAAAACAAGACAGACAUAUGUUGGAUUCGCCACAAAAAUCAAAUACCAAGUAUGGUGGAAGUAGAUUGUCCAUCACUGGGACAGAGCAAUUUGAAAGAAAACCUUCCUCACCAAAAAAAUCUAAACAUAAAAGGAUGCCUUCAGAAAAGAGCCCCAUUAUAGAAGCUUUCAUGAAACGAGUUAAAGAACACCAUAAAGAUCAUGGUGUUCAUGAGUCACGUCGCCCUUGUGUGUCACUAGCCUCCAAAUAUUUAUCCAAAGGAACAAAUUAUGUUCCCUCAUACCACUUGUCAAAAGAGAUGAAGUCACUGAAGAAAAAACAUCGAUCUCCAGAGAGUAGGAAGUCACUGCUUAUUCAUGAAAAUAGUAGGGAGAAGAAUGAUAGUGAUCAAGACAAGACCAAUGCAGACUCCAAAAAGCAGGUGAUAGUGACAGAAGCCGACAUCUUCAGGAACAGCUCCAGAAGUCUUAGCAGCAGGAGCAGCCUAUCCAGGCACCAGCCAGGAGAAGGCCCACUGGGAGCAAAGUUCCAGCUGUCACUAGCUUCUUACUGUAGAGAACGAGAACUAAAGAAGUUAAGAAAGGAGCAAAUGGAACAGAGAAUCAACUCAGAAAAUUCAUUCUCAGAAGCAAGCAAUCUUUCUUUAAAGCCUUCUAGUAUAGGAAGAAAAUGUAAACCAAGGCAGGAACAUAGUGAACAGAAUGAUGUCUUACCUGGAAAGAGGUCUUUCAAACCUGUUGAAAAUAGACAUUUCUCAAGAAAAAGAACCUCUUCUGAUUCAUGGGAACCUACUUCAGGCUCUAAGAAUAAAUUCCUUGACAAAAGAAAAAGGAACUCUGUGGACUCAGAUCUGAAAAGCGCAAGGGAAUCUUUGAUACAAAAACCAAGAGAGUCCUUUCUUGAGAAGCGUCCCGAUGAACCACAUCAGAGAGAAAAAUUUAUAAAACAUAUUGCACUAAAGACACCAGGUGAUGUAUUACGCUUGGAAGAUAUAUCCAAGGAAUCAAAUGAUGAAACUGAUCACUCCUCUGCAGGCUUGGCACCUUCAAAUUCUGGCCACCAUUCUUCCAGGAGCAAUGACCAAAUCCGAGUGGCAAGUACCAAAGAGACUAAGACUCAGAAAUCCCACUUAUCUUUACCUCAGGAAAAAUCUGCAAUUAAAAAAGCUAGCAACCUUCAGAAAAAUAAAACUGCUAGCUCUGUGACAACGAAGGAGACAAAACUACUCCCUUUACUUUCUCAUGUUCCAAGUGCUGGUUCCUCUCGGGUACCAUUAAAUGCUAAAAAUUGCACUCUACCAGUUCCUAAAAAAGAUAAAGAGCGUUCCUCACCUAAAGAAUUUUCUGAGCAUUCUACAGAAUCCUCUAAACAUAAGGAACACCAAGCGAAGACUAAUCAGGCUGAUUCUAAUGUAUCUUCAGGGAAAAUGUCUGGGGGAUCUUUGUGCUCAGGAUAUGGCACUCCUACAAAGUCUCCCCCAGCUGCUUUGGAAGCUGUGCCAUGUAUCCCAAGCCCUACAGCACCUUCAGAUAAAGCCCCGUCAGAUAAAGAUAGCUCAGAAAAUUUCAAUGCAGGUAGCAGUGCACUGAAAAGAAAACUAAGGGGUGAUUUUGAUAGUGAUGAAGAAAGUUUAGGUUACAACCUAGACAGUGAUGAGGAAGAGGAAACAUUAAAAUCACUGGAAGAAAUAAUGGCUUUGAACUUCAAUCCGACUCCCGGAACUACAGGAAAGCCUCCUGCUCUUUCCAAGGGCCUUAGAUCUCAGUCAUCAGAAUACACAAAACACAUUCCUAGUGGAACUUACACGAAUACUUUAGAGCGUCUAGUGAAGGAGAUGGAAGACACGCAAAGGCUAGAUGAACUGCAGAAGCAACUGCAAGAAGACAUAAGGCAGGGCCGAGGCAUUAAAUCCCCAAUCCGAGUCGGAGAUCACGAUAGCACAGAUGAGGAGGACAACCUCUUAGAGGAGCACAGGGAAUUUCUAAAGAAAUUUUCAGUUACAGUUGAUGCUAUUCCUGAUCACCAUCCAGGUGAAGAAAUAUUUAAUCUUCUCAAUUCGGGAAAAAUUUUCAAUCAGUAUACCUUGGAUUUAAGAGACUCUGGUUUCGUUGGACAAAGUGCUGUAGAAAGGCUAAUUCUUAAAUCAGGAAAAACAGAUCAGAUUUUUUUGACAACACAAGGCUUUCUUACCUCUGCUUAUCACUACGUCCAGUGUCCUAUACCUGUGUUGAAGUGGCUGUUUCGGAUGAUGUCGGUUCAUACAGACUGUAUUGUGUCAGUGCAGAUUUUAAGUACUUUGAUGGAAAUAACAAUUAGAAAUGAUACCUUCAGUGACUCACCAGUUUGGCCUUGGAUCCCAUCACUGUCUGAUAUUGCAGCUGUGUUUUUCAACAUGGGGAUUGAUUUUAGAUCCUUGUUUCCAUUGGAGAAUCUUCAGCCAGAUUUUAAUGAAGACGACCUAAUUUCUGAAGCACAGACAACACUGGGAGAAAAAAAAUGUGAAGAUGCAUCUUAUAAGCCAAUUUUUUCAUCUCUUCCUGAAACCAACAUUUUAAAUGUGGUUAAGUUUCUAGGUUUGUGUACAUCCAUACAUCCAGAAGGUUACCAAGAUGGUGAAAUAAUGUUGCUGAUUUUAAUGUUGUUUAAAAUGAGUUUGGAAAAACAGCUGAAACAGAUUCCUCUAGUAGACUUUCAGAGUCUCCUGAUAAACCUGAUGAAAAACAUCAGAGAUUGGAACACAAAGGUGCCUGAACUCUCCCUGGGCAUCAAUGAACUCUCCAGGCAUCCCCACAACCUUCUGUGGUUGGUACAGCUGGUUCCUAACUGGACAUCUCGUGGAAGGCAACUGAGACAGUGCCUCAGUCUAGUGAUUAUUUCAAAGCUUCUGGAUGAGAAACAUGAAGAUGUCCCUAAUGCCAGUAAUCUGCAGAUAUCAGUCCUACAUCGCUAUCUUGUGCAAAUGAAGCCUUCUGAUUUGUUAAAGAAAAUGGUCUUGAAGAAAAAAGCUGAACAACCGAAUGGCACUAUUGAUGACAGUCUUCAUUUAGAACUUGAAAAGCAGGCGUAUUACCUGACCUACAUUCUUCUUCAUUUAGUUGGAGAAGUUAGUUGUUCUCAUUCUUUUUCUUCUGGACAACGGAAACACUUCGUACUACUCUGUGGAGCCUUGGAAAAGCAUGUUAAGUGUGAUAUAAGGGAAGAUGCAAGACUUUUCUACAGAACUAAGGUAAAAGACUUGGUUGCCAGGAUACAUGGGAAAUGGCAGGAGAUCAUUCAGAGCUGUCGGCCUACUCAGGGGCAGCUUCAUGACUUCUGGGUCCCAGAUUCUUAACAGGAGUUACAGCAGCGAAAAUAGGAAACGAGCGAAAUUUGAUAAGAGUCUUUCCUGGAGGGGUAGAAAAGAUUACUGCAGAAUCCAGUGGGAUGCUAAGAAAGUGUCCAGCAAAUGUGCCACUUGAUUACCUAGUCUGAAGCUGGUAAUGAAGAAACUGCCCUUCCUGAAGCAGAUAUGAAACCUGAUCUGCUUAAUUGUUAAGGCAACUGACCUUUUAAAAGAACAAGAGUCCUAU
Molecule: messenger RNA, 3815 nt
Organism: Tupaia belangeri chinensis (Chinese tree shrew)
Lineage: Eukaryota; Metazoa; Chordata; Mammalia; Scandentia; Tupaiidae
Gene: SLF2
Product: SMC5/6 complex localization factor 2
Exons: 21
Coding region: 71-3577 (1168 amino acids)
Biological process (GO): positive regulation of double-strand break repair; protein localization to site of double-strand break; DNA damage response
Cellular component (GO): site of double-strand break; nucleus
Source: RefSeq, a predicted model, not a curated record